Molecule: messenger RNA, 2616 nt
Organism: Andrographis paniculata
Lineage: Eukaryota; Viridiplantae; Streptophyta; Magnoliopsida; Lamiales; Acanthaceae
Product: uridine nucleosidase 1
Exons: 10
Coding region: 304-1320 (338 amino acids)
Biological process (GO): purine nucleoside catabolic process
Cellular component (GO): cytosol
Molecular function (GO): purine nucleosidase activity
Source: RefSeq, a predicted model, not a curated record
UUCUCAGUUUUGUGUGAUCCAAGCAAAGACAAGGGCAGAACUGCAGAUGGUUGGCGGAUGCGUUGCCAGAAAUGAUUCAACUCUUUAUUAUGCCCAAUAUUUGCAAUUAAUCCAUUUUUGAACAAUUCCGAUAAGGGAAGCAGCUCAUCGCCAGCGCGGACAGUAGUUGUGCUGUUCGUCUUGUGUGUGCUGCGAAUCUUUCGAUACUCUAUCCAUUCAUUCUUCUGAGAUUUUAAUUUCAAUUUCUGGGACGCCUUAAAGUGAGUCGCCUUUUUGGGUUGGAAUCUGUUAGAAAAAGUGGCGAUGUCGAAUCAUCAGAGCGGUGGGAUCGAUGGGGUUGUGGGCUCCGAGAAUGGUUUUGCGAAGAAAAGCGUAAAGGUUAUUAUUGAUACCGAUCCUGGAAUCGAUGAUAGUAUGGCGAUAUUGAUGGCCUUUCAGUCACCUGAUCUGGAGAUUUUGGGAUUAACAACAAUAUUUGGCAAUGUGACAACAGAAGAUGCAACUCGCAACGCAUUGUUUUUGUGUGAGAUUGCUGGAUGUCCAGAUGUUCCUGUGGCAGAGGGCAAUCCUGAACCAUUAAAGAGAGGACCACCAAGAAUUGCCGAUUUCGUUCAUGGUUCAAAUGGACUUGGGGAAAUCCCUCUCCCCCCUGUAAAAUCUAAGAAAUCUGAGAAGUCUGCAUCUGAAUUUUUGGUAGAGAAGGUUUCUGAGUUUCCUGGUGAAGUGUCCAUACUUGCAUUGGGGCCUUUGACUAAUCUCGCCCUAGCUAUUAAGAGAGACUCAACCUUUGCAAACAAGGUCAAGAGAAUAGUUAUUCUUGGUGGAGCUUUCUUCGCAUUAGGGAACGUCAAUCCUGCUGCUGAAGCAAAUAUCUAUGGCGACCCGGAAGCUGCAGAUAUUGUGUUUACUUCUGGUGCAAAUAUUGAUGUUGUUGGCAUAAAUAUCACAACACAGGUCAAAUUGACAGACAAACACCUGGAUGCACUAAGGAGCUCUGAAGGAAGACACGCCGCUCUCCUAUCCGACAUGUGCGAAUUUUACCGCGACUGGCAUGUCAAAUCUGAUGGUGUUCAUGGAAUUUUCCUUCACGAUCCCGUAAGUUUUGUGGCGCUCGUAAGGCCCGAUCUUUUCACCUUCAAGAAAGGAGUCGUGAGAGUCGAAACGCAGGGCAUAUGCGCCGGCCACACGCUGAUGGAUCAAGGAUUAAAAAAGUGGAAUUCGAACAACCCAUGGUCGGAUCUAUCCCCUGUUUCAGUUGCCUGGACAGUGAAUGUGGAAGGAGUCCUUAACUUCGUCGACAGUAUACUCAUGAAGCCCUGAUUUCCAUAAUUCAAUACUGUUGCUUCUGCACUUUGUUUUAUGUUCCAAUCUUCUUCAUUGCUCUGGUAACUUUAUAUCGGAUCAAAAAAGUGACCAUAAUUCCUACAUCAAACUUUCUAUUAUUGCAACUUUUUCUUGGUACAUCUGCUAAAUCGAUCUUUAUCAACAUCAUUAUUGAACUUUAGUAUUAUUGCAGCUCUUUAUUGUUACAGCUGCCGCUAAAGCAAUCUUACAUAUCAAAUCACUGCCCACUGAACCGUAUUUGACUGCUCAAAUUGUCGCUGAUUAAUGCUCAACUGAAAUGACUGAUAAAGUCAAAUCUUAGGACCCAAACUCCACCAAUAAUUGCCAUAUAAGAGAUCGAAAUACAAGUCAAAUUUAAAGAUAUCUCUUCCAGACCAUUUAAUAAAGCAGUUAAACUAACCCUCCCGGCUGUUGACCAAAUUACUAACAUUACUUGUUCUUGACGAAGUCCCAACCAAGUCCUCUCUCUCUCUCUCUAGAUAUAUAUAUAUAUCUGUAUAUAUAUAGCAUUACCAAUCCCAAUAGUUUGACACGUACAGAAAAGUGCAGUAAUGGUUGAAUGUGAAUGAGAGAACAGAAAGAAUCCCCGUCGUCUCCGACAGUUACACACGACUGCACGCACCCACUCCACCUACAAACCAGAACCAUUUAUACUACCAUUUUCGUCAUCUUAACUUAACCCAACCCCUCUAUAAAAACUGCACAUAUAUAUAUAUACAAACCCUAAUUUUCUGCAGAUAUACAUACAUACAUACAUACAGACAUUGUAAUAAUCGGUCUGGUCAUGUCUCGAGUGAACCCAAUGACGGUGGUGGCGGAGGCCGUGUCGUGGUACACUUCACUGCUGCUGGCACUGAUGCUGAUUUUGAGCUGCUGCGAAUCGGGGGAGUACGCCGCCGGCGAGGUUCAGGCGGAGGCGGCGAACUUAGGCAGGCGGUGCGACGAAAUAUAUGUGGUCGGAGAAGGAGAGACUCUGCACACCAUAAGCGAGAAGUGCGGCGACCCCUACAUUGUGGAGGAGAAUCCACAUAUACAUGACCCCGACGACGUCUUCCCUGGUUUGGUUAUCAAGAUCACACCUUUCAACAAUAUUUACAAUUAAUUAAUUUUUAAUUGAUAUAUACAUUAUUGCUCGGCACUACCUUAGCUAGCUGCUUUGCCAAUACCGUAUUUUUGUCUGUUAUUCAACACAUUUGAGUUGUUCUUUGUAAAUAUCGACCUUUGCUUUCCAAGCUAUCAAGAUUACGCCCUUAAUUGCAGGUUUUUGUUUUA